CUUUGAUUAUGAGCAUCUGUUUCAGCAUCAAUUUUCAAAUUCAUGAAGUUUUGGAAUCAUUUCUGGAACUUAAUUCUCGACUAGAGUGCUAAGCUUAGCCUCAUUCUUUUCUGAUGGCUCUGCUCCUGGAUAUCUCAUGUGAUGAGCUGGAAUAUGUCUAAGCAGAUGUGAUGCUCAGACUUGACAGCUAAGAAUAUUGAAUUGAAUUGUUGUUGAGCAUGGCAACUGUGACAAGACACCUCAAGUUGAUAAACAAAAAUGUUACUAAGAGGAUAAAGGUUCACAAGAAAGGGAACAGAGGGAUCUGGUAUCCUGAAGAGAGUGUAGCUCCUUAUGCAGUCAACUUGGCCCGCUUUUAUCAUCUUCGCAUGCUGCCUGGUCUCAAUGUUCAACUGACAAAGAACCGGACCUUGCGCUCUUUGGAGGCUGGACAGGUUGUGGUCACUCUUGAGAAGACCAACCUAGAUUGGAAUAAAGUCUUGGUGCAGCACCAUUUCCCACAUCUGAAGGGGAAUGAUGCAAACUUCUAUUUCCCCUACAUCCAUGUCAUCCCCAAGCCUCAGCAUCAAAACUUCAGGUUAAUUGAUCAGACGUGAAUUAUGUAUAUUGCAUUUUGGACUUAGUGCUGAAUGUGUAGUGAGGUCUGAGUGAAAGUUCUUCUAUUGUUGUAUCACUGUGUGUAUCAAGUCAUCUCUCUGAAACAAUGUUUCCACAAGGUUCAAAUACUGGAG
Darwinula stevensoni is the source of this 731-nucleotide messenger RNA. The record is from the annotation of a GenBank genome assembly. Lineage: Eukaryota; Metazoa; Arthropoda; Ostracoda; Podocopida; Darwinulidae.